AUGAGAAAUACGGCGAGACCCAAUAGACUCGGAACAAUGAAUCGAGCGAAAUUGGCAAGUGUAUCCAAGGCAACGAAAUUAUUUGCCAGUUUCUAUAUGGGGCUCGGACGAGGCAGCGUCGAGGAAACGUGGGAAGCAUACACUCAAUUACGACAUUCAAACAUCAAACUUACUCGGACAAAAUUUAGACACGUAAUACAGUUAAUUGUUGAGCAACCAACUCGAUCAAGAAAGUUUCUCAAUUAUCUAUUAGACAUUUAUGCAGACAUGAAAUCUCACCGAAUUCCUCUUCUCAAGCGCGACUAUAACUGCAUUCUCUCCUUUACGACAAGCUUCUAUCCGCACUUGACUUUUUUUGACGUCAAGAUUGUCAUGGCUGUUCUUCAACUGAUGGAUAGCGCAAAGGUCACGCCCGACCGUGUAUCGCACAAUAUCCUAGUCGAUAUCGCAGCUCAUAUACCUCCGCCAGCAGCCGAGUUUUUGGCAGAGAGACUGCCACCCGGAUUAAAACCCAAUAUUAAAAUGCUUACUUCGAUUACACAUGCUUAUGCGAUGAAAAACGAUCUGGCUGGAGUUGUAAAGAUGGUAGAGACAAUCAUGAACGAGAAAAUGAGUAUUAAUGUUUAUUUAUUGAAUACUGUCAUGUGGGCUUUCGUGAGAGUGGAUAACAUCGAGUCGGGCAUUACGAUUUAUAGAGCAAUGAUUAAUGAUGAAGUGGGAAAGGCAAAGAGGAGAAGAAAUAACAAGUUCACGCCUACUUUGCCUACAUUCCAUAUCCUCUUGUCUGCAUGCCUCGAGCAACAGAAUUGGAAGUUGGGGAUGUUGAUCUAUCGAGACAUGAAGUCGCUCGAUGUGGAGCCGGACAUCCAGUUGUUUAAUAUUAUACUUAAGCAUGUAGUCAAGGCUUUGUAUCUUGCCGAUAGCGUGAAUUUAAAAAAUAAUCAAGCACGGCGAGAAAAAUAUAAAUCGGAAAAGAACCCACGGAUUUACCAGAAACAAGCAUUAAAAAAAGACAUACGACUCUUGUUUGACUAUUUUGUGAAUGAAAUAAAACAUUACAAGAACAUUAAACCAGAUUGGAAGACACAUAACCUAAGACUGCAGACACAUUUAUUAUUAGCAGAGAUAGACGAGGCCAAGGGCGUUCAACGUGUUAUGGAAAGCGCAUCAAUGCCCAUAGACAUUUAUAAUACCUGGUUAUUGCGACAAUUAAAAAUAAAUACUCGAAAGCAAUAA
Messenger RNA from Paraglomus brasilianum, 1236 nucleotides. The record is from the annotation of a GenBank genome assembly. NCBI's taxonomy places the organism in Eukaryota, Fungi, Glomeromycota, Glomeromycetes, Paraglomerales, Paraglomeraceae.